Messenger RNA from Racocetra persica, 238 nucleotides. NCBI's taxonomy places the organism in Eukaryota, Fungi, Glomeromycota, Glomeromycetes, Diversisporales, Gigasporaceae. The record is from the annotation of a GenBank genome assembly.
UACCAAACUAAAGUUAAAAAAGCAAUAAAGAACUUACUUCUGGAUAUUAUUAAAGAUUCUAUCAUUUGUCCAGAAACUACUAAAAAAUUAAUAAUUAGAAUUAAGUUUGAUAAAAACCUAAAAGAUCUUGUUAAAGAUAAAAAUUUGUCAUUUGAGGAAAUUGCUAUUGAAGACAUAGUUACUCUAAAUCUUUUGAGUGUUGAGUACAGAACUAUUUUUCAAAAAUAUAAUAUAGGAG